UGAGUGAGAGCUAGUGUUUAGUUUGAGUGGAUAUGGGACCCUGGGCUUGUUGAUAAAGUGAUGUUUUGGUUCACGAAUAGAUGAAGAGAAAAACGUCGUGACAGUGCUUCCAGUGCUUCGCAAUCGGAAAUGUCCGCCUUAAUUUAAGUUUCCUCCCGUUUUGUUUAACGUUGAUUUUUGCGUUCGGUUUGUAAAAGACUCCCCCGUGUCGUAGGUCCCUCAAUGACCGCGAAAUCCCCCCAAGUCUAAGCAACCACCAAGUUGGAUUUCAAAGGCGUUUCUUCCUGCCUGGGGGCAUUAGGCAGUUCGCCGGCCCCCUCAGCACCAACUUCGUCUUCCGACGACAUCUCGCAUCAACAAUUCAACAUCUUCCCUGCUAUCUUUAGCAGGCAGCUUAACUUUAACGCGUGUCCACAAUCCAAAUCGAUGAUGGAAGAGCUCCGACCUAACUUGGUGGGUGUUGGAAACUUGUUGGGAGUCGGGGGACUGCUCGAAGAACACCACGGCCAUUUGAUGAGUUCGAGUAGUAGUAAUGGUGACAAGGGGACGGCGAGGAAAUGCAACACAAGUGGCUCGUCGGCGGAGGACUUCAGCGCCAUUUACGGCGGUUUACCGCAUUCGCAUGAGCACCACCCACACACGCCAGCCCACACGCCGCCGGCGGCCCCGAGGUCUAUCACGGAUCAUACAGAUGGUGCUUUUAAAAAACUGAAACCGGAACCAACGACGACUGGUAGCAACAGUUUGGGCACUGUGUCCCCCGGCGGCCCUCAGCACACCGGCCACACCCCGACCACCGCCUCCUGUCCCACCCCAGCUCGAAGAAGACACCGCACUACCUUCACCCAAGAACAACUCGCUGAACUAGAAGCGGCCUUCGCCAAAAGCCACUACCCGGACAUCUACUGCAGAGAAGAACUAGCUAGGAGUACGAAAUUAAACGAAGCCCGGAUACAGGUGUGGUUUCAGAACCGAAGAGCCAAAUACCGAAAACAGGAAAAGCAGUUACAGAAAGCCCUAGCCCCCAGUGUCCUCCCCGGCUGCAACGGCGCCAUGAUGCGUAACAUUUACCCGGGGGCGGCGCGAGGCUAUCAGCCCUACCCACAUCCCACGGCCAUCAACAGAUACCCCCAGAUGACGACGAGUAGUUACCCCGGAAUGGCACAGUCGUUUUCCAUGUCACAUGGUACAAAUAUGACUACGGUAGCAGGAAUGAGACAAGAUGCAAUGAGUAUGAGCGCCGAGGAUGAAUGGUACAAUAAAAGCUUAUCCGCCCUAAGGAUGAACACAACGCAUCAUCCAAAUUUAGCAGCACCAAUGUUACAAUACCAAACGUAAUAAUAAAACCAGUGAACUAGACACUGCACUCGAAUCGAUCCAAUGUAUUAAUCAAACACUGGCAAAAUGAAAUUAUUGCGUUGAUUUCAUCACAAAAACAUACGUAAUAAAGUUUUAUCAUUACAAAAUUUAUUUAAGCGAACAACGAGCCAAUAUGAUAAUAAAAUAUGGCUUCUAAUCUAGUCGACUUAAGUUCCUUGAUCUCCUGAUGAUGGACCGAUGCUUUCGAAACGUUUGUGGGGGAUUAACCCGUUGUUUGUAAAUUUUGUGUGUUAGUGAUGUACAACCGUGAAGAUUAAGUUUAUCGAACGAUAUUCGCUGAUUUCAAUACAUUCUUAUUAAAUCAAUCUACUUUGUUAAGUUUACUCAUGUACAUAUAUUUUUAUGCUCAUUGUUAUAGCAUUUCGAUUACGGCAAAAGGUUCAAUAGUAUCUUCAAAUAAAUUUGAUCUGAAUGGUUGCUAUUAUUUUAUACAUGUAUCCAGAUAUUUCGAUACUCUUUACUAAAUAUAUGUCAUAGAGUCCAAGCUACACAAGUUUUGAUAUAAAAACCAGACGUAACAAAACUUAUGUAAAGACACAGAUUGUAGUUAAUAUCAUUACAUGUGCCAUAUUUAUUGUAAUUGCAUUUUGUGUGAUUGUACUUUAGAA
Tribolium madens (black flour beetle) is the source of this 1988-nucleotide messenger RNA. RefSeq names its product homeobox protein unc-42. The record is from RefSeq and is a predicted model, not a curated record. The transcript is spliced from 6 exons. Lineage: Eukaryota; Metazoa; Arthropoda; Insecta; Coleoptera; Tenebrionidae. Gene Ontology annotation, molecular function: DNA-binding transcription factor activity, RNA polymerase II-specific; RNA polymerase II transcription regulatory region sequence-specific DNA binding. The coding region runs from base 427 to 1338 and encodes 303 amino acids. Gene Ontology annotation, biological process: regulation of transcription by RNA polymerase II.